GAGCAGUUGAACGGCGGCAGCAGCGGUGGCAACACCAACGAGAACUCCGAGAAAAAGUCGUAGGAAAAGUGCGUAAAGCACAUAUACAUAUAACGCUUUCAGCUGAAAAAUUCAUCAAAAAGUAGUUAGUGCGCGCUCAAAUUAUAAGUCAGAAUUACAGAAGAAAUCGCACAUCAAAGUGAAGAAAAUAUGAUGAUGAAAACAAAAUGAAUUCGAAGAAACACUAAUGUCUACAAAGAAGACCACAAACUAAAACAAAAAAAAUGCACGCCAAACUAUAACAAAAGUGAAACCAAAUAAUCGCACAAGUCCAGUGCUCCCUUAGACAAAAAAAAAAAAAAAAAACCAACCCCUUCGCACCCCUCACCAACCUCCACAGGUCACCGUCUCCCAGGUCGGCGAUGCUUUUGGAGUUUCUCAAAUAUGCCACAAGACUGCUGAAGAACAAUAUGACAACAAUUAUACUCGCUACAACAACAGCUAGCGCCACCACAACAACGACACCUACCUUGAAUAUAUCAACAAAUCUCAGCACAGCAACAACAACAACCAUUUCUAAUAUCGCCAACAACAUCUCCGCUGCCUUCGCCACCAGCGCACUCUCUCCAACACAUAACGGUAUGUUACCCGAACAACCCGCCACAACGCAACCCACACUGGAGACCUUCAACUCUACACUGAAAACGCUCUUCAAUAAAACACUCGCUAAUGUGGCGCAGACGAAUUUAAGCGACUACACCACACCGCACACACUGCUCUCGCCUCUUUCGAAUGGCCCCGGUGUUGAUGGCGAUCCGUUGGCCGGUGGCGGUGGCGCAGCGACGGUAAUGUCCGCUUUGCCUACGUUGCCGGUAUCGCGAUACGCCAUGGAGGCGACUACGUCAUUGCCCGCCGCACAAACGGUGGCCACAAUCAUGGCGGCGGCGGGGAGUAAAAAUCGUGCCACAAUAAUUGUCUAUCCCACAGUAUCGCCCGAAUCCAUUGUGAUACCCAUCGUUUCGUGUAUUUUCGGUUUCCCCAUAUUGGCAUUGUUGGUCAUCUGUUGCCUGCGUCGUCGGGCGAAAUUGGCACGUGAACGGGAUCGUCGACGUAAUUACGAUAUGCAGGACCAUGCUGUGAGCCUGGUCAGAUUUAGUCCCAUACAUAGGCUUAAUUACCGACCGUCGCGAGCUAUCAGUUUACGUCCUGAACGAAGCCUGAGCCAGGGUUUCACCUCCCUGGAGCUCGAUACCGUAGUGGAGGAACGCUGCAGUGAUGUGGAACAAACGCAAACGGAAAUACUUAAUGCCGAAUCACCCAUGGAGACGACCUCCUCAUACAGGAUGUCCUUUUCAAGCUAA
Messenger RNA from Zeugodacus cucurbitae (melon fly), 1340 nucleotides. RefSeq names its product mucin-5AC. NCBI's taxonomy places the organism in Eukaryota, Metazoa, Arthropoda, Insecta, Diptera, Tephritidae. The transcript is spliced from 4 exons. The coding region runs from base 402 to 1340 and encodes 312 amino acids. The record is from RefSeq and is a predicted model, not a curated record.